UCAUACCCGACUCGUUGGAGCGCUCUCCUCGCCCUCUGCGGCUCUGCCUCCCUGCUGGAGAACUCAACCAGGAGGAGAGAUGGUGGCUGCCUGUGCUCAAAGCUCUUCUCAGCAAGAUGAGACGCUGAGAGAAGAAUAGUGGCCGUCAAGCUGAAGGAAUUCCCAUCAUGCUCGCCCAAGACGCCUAUGGUUUCUCGGCUCCCAACCAGAGACGGGCUACUACUCCACCAUCGUCAAACCCAUGGUAUGAUGCGACGCUUCUCCUUUCUAUCCAUUCCGGUCCUUCCUUCUCCAUACUCACUUCUGAGAUUCGCAAGAACCCAGCGUUUUCAUUCAUCAUCCGCUCAUUACCUGAAAUCCAUGAGCUCAAUUGUUAGUGCCGCUAGAUUAUUCAGGAACCCGAAGCAGCUUUCCGAGGCACCCACAUUUAGAGAAGUAAGGAUGGAUGAUAUAUUAGCCAUUAUGGGCCCUUUUGAUAAGCUCUUUCCUUAUAGUUACAUGGGUGGGUCAUAUAUCGGCUUGAUCAGAAAGUUCAUGAAAAUGGAUGCUUUUUUGAAAUGUGUUUGCUUACAUGUUCAUGUUAUUAAAUUGGGGUUUGCGGCGGACAUCAUGGUUAGUAAUGUGAUCAUGGAUGUGUAUGUUAAAAAUGAGCUUUUGAUGGAUGGCCAUCAAGUGUUCAUUGAAAUGCCUACUAGAGAUUUGGUCUCAUGGUGCACUUUGAUUGCUGGAUAUGCCAAUGCUGGGAUUGGUUUAGAUGGAUUGGAUUUGUUUAGGUGCAUGUGGAGAAGUGGUUUGAGGCCAAAUCAAUUUGUUUUUGCUUCGGUUCUAAAGGCUGUAUCUGCAUGUGGGUGUGUGAGGGUGGGCAGGCAGGUGCAUUCUCAGAUUUUUCAAAUGGGGUUUGUCUCAGAUGGUUUUUUGGUGAUUGGAUUAGUAAAUAUGUAUGCGAAGUGUGGGGAAAUUAUUUGUGCACGUGAAGUCUUUGAUGAAGCGGGUGUGAGGAAUUCAAUCUCUUGGAAUGCCAUGAUUUCUGGGUACAUCCAAAAUGGGUUGGUCCAUGAAGGUCUAGUGCUAUACGAAGAUAUGAGGAGUUCCGGUUCUGCCAUUGAUGUAGUGACCAUGAGAAUUGUCCUUGGUGCAGCGGUUGGCCUUGAGCAGAUUGAUUUGUGUAAUAACUUACAUGCUUAUGCUAUUAAAACUGGUUUGGAGUCAGACAAAGUUGUGGUAACUGAACUCCUUAGGUCACAGGCUGAGAUUGGUGAAUUAAUGGCUGUGCAUGAGCUUUUGAAGUCACUUAAGGAUCCUGAUGGAUCUGCAUUUUCUGCAAUUACAUCUGGAUUGCAGAUGCACGGAUACAGCGCUGAAUUAUUAAAACUUGCUAGAAAGCUUCUUGAGAGCGGGGUUAAAAUGAACCAAGGAGCUCUAAUUUGUAUGUUGGGUCUUUGUUUCAGGCCUAAGGAGGGUGCUCAGGUUCACACUUACACCUUUAAGAUUGGAUACCUUUCUGAUAUCUCUGUUGCCAAUGCUGUAGUGUCCAUGUAUGCCAGAUGUGGAGAGAUGGAUAAUGCAGAUGCUGUAUUUCAUGGGAUGGCUAGACAUGAUCUAGUUUCAUGGACUGCAAUAAUAUCAGGGCAUGUUCAAAAUCUUCAAUUUUGGGAGGCUAUCAAUCUCUUCCAUUCUUACAGCAAUAUGGGUCUGCCAAAGGAUCAAUUUUUGAUUGCCACUAUAAUAAAUGCCUCUGCUGGCUUGUUAGACGUAGAUUUAGGAAAGCAGAUACAUGCUAUUGUACUAAAACUCGGCCUGCAACAUUUUAAUUUUCUGCAAACAUCUAUUUUGCACAUGUACGCUGUUUGUGGAUUCCUGGAGACUGCUGACAUGUUAUUCUCUUCCAUGCUUCUGCAUGACAUGGUUUCAAUAAAUGUCAUGCUGGUCUGUUAUUGUAGACAUGGGCAAGCUGAUAGGGCAUUGGACCUCUUUUAUUCAGAGCAUCAGAAGGGUCUGGCUCCUGAUCAGUUUAGUAUAUCUGCAAUUUUCUUGGCUUGUGCUGACCUAAAGUCCAUGGCGGUAGGUGAACAAGUGCAUUCAUACAUAAUCAAGAGUGGUCUUACCUCUGAUUUUGUUAUUGGCAAUGCUGUGGUCAACUUUUAUGUAAAAUGCAACAGCAUAGCCUCUGCUUGCAACUAUCUUGGGGGCUUGAAGUUGCAAGAUGUGGGUACAUUUGGAAUGAUAAUCUCAGGUUAUGUGCAGAGUGGAAACUGCAAGGAGGCUUUGAGACUGUUUUGUGCAAUGCAUUGUGGUGGAUUGCGAGCAAACCACUAUGUUUUUGCUUCUAUCCUUAGAGGCUGUACCACUUUGUUUGCACUUGAAGAAGGAAGGCAAGUGCAUGCAUCCAUUAUCAAGGUAGGGUUGAACAAAAUCAUGCAGGUUGGCAACAGCUUGGUUGACAUGUAUGCUAAGAGCUUCUGUAUGAAUGAAGCAGAAAAAGUAUUUGAUGAAAUGUCAGCACAGGAUGAUGUCUCAUGGAAUGCAUUGAUUAGAGGGUAUUCACAGACUGGAGAAGGAGAUAAAGCUUUUGAAUUGUUUGAGAUGAUGAAGCAGGAGGAAGUAUAUCCCGACUGUUUCAGCUAUGUGGGUAUCCUAAGUGCCUGCGCAGGAGCUGUAUCUUUGAAGAAAGGUUCAUCUGUUCAUGCAUGUGUUGUGCAGAAUGGUCUUGAGCAAGAUGUCUCUAUUGGAAAUGCACUGGUUGAUAUGUAUGCAAAAUGUGGGAGCAUAAAAGAUGCAUGGAAAGUGUUCGAGAGGAUGUCUUCCAGAAAUGUGAUCUCAUGGAAUGCAAUGGUUACAGGAUGUGCUCAGCAUGGACAUGCUGAUGAAGCUCUUGACCUAUUCCAGAAGAUGCAGCAAGUAGGGAUGACACCUGACCACAUAACCUACAUUGCAGUUCUGUCAGCAUGCAGUCGUGUUGGCCUUGUUGAUGAGGGUAUUUCUCAUUUUGGAUCUAUGACUGAUGAGCAUGGAGUAGUUGCAGUAGAAGAACAUUAUGCGUGCAUGGUUGACAUACUCAGCCGAGCUGGGUGGUUAGAUGAGGCACAUGGGUUCAUUAAUGAGAUGCCUGUGCAGCCUACUGGGAUUAUGUGGAGAACAUUGUUGGCUGCUUCUAAAAGUCAUGGAAACACAGAAUUAGGGGCAAAGGCAGCACAUCGAGUGCUAGACAGGAGCAUGAAUGAUUCUGCAUCCCAUGUUCUACUGUCAAAUAUAUAUGCUAUGUCUGAGAAGUGGGUUAAUGUGAAGUUCGUUAGGGAUGAUAUGAGGAACAAAGGGGUAAAGAAAGAACCUGGGUGCAGCUGGAUAGAAAUAGAUGAUGGGGUGGACAUCUUUUUUAUCAAGAGGAGUAGGUCCGAACAUUUGGGCUUGAUAUCUUAAACUGUGCCUAAGCUUAGUGUUAUAAAUCCCUGGAACUUGCAACGAUGCUUGGUAAUGAAGGUUCAUAUGGCAAUGUGCAUUCCAUGCCUUGAACUCUCCAAGUUGUGAAGAACAUGACCAAGAUUCACCGUUGCAGGUUGAUACUGAGAAAGGAUAUUGCUAAUUGUUUGCAAUCUUGGAAAAUCUAUAUGUUAAAGAUUAUAUGCAAGCAUCCAAGGCAUGCAAAUGCUUAGCUUGUUCUGAAGCUUUUGAAGCACACACCAUGUUAUGGACCUUAAUGUAGAACAAUUUUCUGGACACAGGAAAGUGUGGGACUUCUCAGUUGACAAAAUGUUGAUGUGUGGCACACACUGGUGAGCUGUAAGCCUGGGCUUCGGGCCCGGGUACCCGGUACUCUGCCAGAUUGGCCUGGCCCGAUGCCCAGGCCUAGUGAGCUGCAGAUGAGUUGAGGCUGUUAGCGCAGAUGUCUGAGCAGUGAUGCAAAAACAGCCUAUUUGUUGCAUAAGUCUCGAGUUUCAUAAUUAUCAUGACUGCUAGAGGCUAUUUGGCUACAAGGGGUUUUGACAAGCAGACAAGAGAAGACUUCAUGAUUGUUGAUCGUCAGUCAUCAAAAGCUGUCCAUAGGAUGGGUGGCCAUGGAGUUCGAAUCUUCUAUCACUCGACCAGCAGCCAAGCCAUAGCCUGCCCCACUACGCCGCACUCUCCGAAGGUGGAUCUUAUUGCCUAAUGCUAUUGCAUUAUUUUUUAUACAAUAAUGAAAUACUCAGCAGGGAGAAAAGCAGAUCACUGUGAGUCACUAGACCGGUGCUGAGCCUCGUACCACAUCU
Nymphaea colorata (pocket water lily) is the source of this 4244-nucleotide messenger RNA. Its product is annotated as pentatricopeptide repeat-containing protein At2g33680-like. Lineage: Eukaryota; Viridiplantae; Streptophyta; Magnoliopsida; Nymphaeales; Nymphaeaceae. Gene Ontology annotation, biological process: RNA modification. Gene Ontology annotation, molecular function: RNA binding; protein binding. The transcript has 4 exons. Bases 187 to 3417 code for a protein of 1076 amino acids. The record is from RefSeq and is a predicted model, not a curated record.